AUUUCUCAGUACCUCCCUUCUGUCCAUGGUUAUGCUGAUGACACCCAGAUUUACCUCUCCUUCCGACCUUGUUCUAUCCAUUCGGAAAUUAACGCUGUCUGUGUGAUUGAAAAGUGCAUCGCUGAUGUUCGCUCUUGGUUUAUUGGAAAUCUUUUAAUGAUCAAUGGCGCGAAAACUGACUUCCCAAUCAUUAGCACUCGUCAACAACUUGAAAAAACAUCUAUUGAAUCUAUUAUCAUUGGUGACACCGUCAUUAAACCCUUAGAAAGCGUCCGGAACCUUGGGUCCUGGUUCAAUGCUCAUAUGCGAAUGGAUGUUCACAUAGGCAAGAUUUGUAGCAAGGCGUUUCGCGGGCUA
Messenger RNA from Porites evermanni, 357 nucleotides. NCBI's taxonomy places the organism in Eukaryota, Metazoa, Cnidaria, Anthozoa, Scleractinia, Poritidae. The record is from the annotation of a GenBank genome assembly.